UUUCAACUCGGUCGAUGUGUUGUGCGUUUUAUACUUUGCUCGCAGAUUCGACGGCUUCGCUGCAGUUCUGCGUUUGUUCAUUGUUUGCGUAGCGCCAAAGUUAAGAGUCAAACUUACCCGCUGUUAUACAUGCAUAUACAUAUAUAAUAAACUCUUUAUAUACAACAUAAGGAAUCGUGUAAAAGCAUUGUGUUGUGGUCUGUAAAUUUCGGCUUCGCUGGUGCAUUGUGCGGCUUUCAGAGCGCGCAGUUAUCUAAUACUUAGUGACGACACAAGCGUGCAGCAACAACACAAAUACAAAAACCCAUAAAUAUUCGCUAAAAACAAUAAAUAUAACAUAAAGUGUAAACACGUCACUUAUUGACACACAUUUCUAUAUACAAACAGUAAUACUUUCGUGCAACACAAACAACAUUACAAAGGACAACAACGGCACGACAUACUCCGUCUAAGCCAUAGAAAUCGCUUUGCUGCUUUGCAACGAAAGACGCGGCGAAAAUGAGGUGAGCUUUGUAAAUGGGUCAAUAUCAGCGAAAACAACAACAACAACAAAACACAGCAUCAACAACAAAAACGACAACGCUAAAUUCACUAAACUCCACGACAAACUAUUACAUCCCGGCAACAGAUGCCCCCUGCAUAAGCGGGUCAACCUUUUCACCCACAACGACUUUGCAAACGAAUCCGAACAAUUUCCAUAAGACAACAAAGCAACGACUCAACCAAAAUUCCGUAGUACGCACACUUUUGGCAACGACUGUGACUGCAUCUGUUUGGCGAUGCGUGAUCGCCGCCACGCUAAAAUUUCGUUAAUGUCGUGCUGUCGUGGCUGCUCGGACGAUGUGUAUGUUCAUGGUUUGAUGGCCUGUGACCCGCCCACUUUAAUGACACUUUGGCUAAUAUUGCUUUAAUUGUUGUUGUUGUUUAUCACUAAUGCAAUUGCACCAUCGAAGAUAUCCCCGAAGCCCAGGAGGUCAGUUCCACCACCACCACUGACCAAACAGAACCUGUCUCGUCAACGGCAAACGAGGAAUACGACCCCAAUACGCCCAUACCCCGUCCACCGCUCGCCGAACUGACCGCACGCCCACCAACACCCGUCGAUGAAAGUGAAAUGGCAGCCGCUAGCAAAGAAGUAAAUCCUGAUAAAGCAGUCGCUACAACAUCAUCCAGCAGUGAUAGCAUCUUCUCCGUUAUCUAUACGGUUUUCAAGAAGGUCGCCAUUGUGGGCUCCAUCUAUUUGGUUGGCUAUAUGGGCUGGAGUGUCGCGUGGCUGAUCGCACCGGUGAUCUUGUCAGUGGCGCGCGAUGAACUACGCAAAACCACCGAGCAUAAGCGCAAUAUUGCCAAAGCUUCGGCCAUGGCCUCUGAGAAGGAUGUCAUACUUGCACGAAUCGAUGAGCUGCCAGCGUGGGUCUACUUUCCUGACGUGGAACGCUGUGAAUGGGUUAACAAGAUUCUCAAGCAAGUGUGGCCCAACGCUAAUCACUACGCACGCUCCCUAGUCAAAGAGACUAUCGAACCGAAUGUGGCGCUGGCACUGGCAAACUAUAAAAUGAAUGGCUUCCGUUUCGAUCGCAUCAUUCUGGGCACGAUACCACCACGCAUAGGCGGUGUCAAGAUCUAUGAUAAGAAUGUCGAUCGCAACGAGAUCAUUAUGGAUCUAGAUUUAUUCUAUGCCAGCGAUUGCGAUAUCAACUUCUAUUUGGGUAGCAUGAAGGGCGGCAUCAAGGACUUCCAAAUACAUGGCUGGGUGCGCGUGGUCAUGAAGCCGCUCAUACGUUCCAUGCCACUUGUAGGUGGCCUGCAGAUUUUCUUCCUCAACAAUCCGAAUAUCGAUUUCAAUUUAGUAGGUGUUAUCGAUUUUAUGGAUAUGCCCGGUUUGAGUGAUUUGUUGCGCCGCAUUAUUGUGGAGCAAAUUGGUGCCGUGAUGGUCCUGCCAAAUAAGUUGCCAAUAACUUUGAGCAAUGAGGUGCCAGCGAUUAGUUUGAAAAUGCCAGAACCGGAGGGCAUUCUACGCAUUCAUGUCAUUGAGGCAAAGGAUCUCAUGAAGAAGGAUAUCGGUGUUUUGGGCAAAGGCAAGUCAGAUCCUUAUGCAGUGAUCAAUGUGGGCGCACAAGAAUUCAAAACGCAAAUUAUUGAGAAUAAUGUGAACCCCAAGUGGGACUACUGGUGCGAGGCCCCUGCCUUUGCUGACGGCACUUUGGAUCUCAAGGCCGUCUUUCAUCUUUGGGAUUCAGAUAUUCCCGGUAGUCCGAACGAUGAUUUUCUGGGCAGAGCUACCAUCGAGAUUUUCAAUGUGAUCAAGCGUGGAAUUGUAGAUACGUGGCUGACAUUAGAAGACGCUAAACAUGGUCUCUUGCAUGUACGCAUGCAAUGGUAUAAACUGACUGCUGAUCCUAACGAUUUACAAGCGGCGAUAUUGGAAACCAAACAGUUGCGAGUAACUUCCAUGAGCACUGCACUGCUGACUGUCUUCAUCGAUUCUGCCAAGAAUUUAAAGCAAGCUCGCACCAGCUCCAAACCUGAUCCCUAUCUAAUUGCCAUGGUUGGCAAACAUAAAGAGCAGACUGCCAUGAUUAUGCGUGAUGAUUCGCCGGUUUGGGAGCAGGGCUUCACCUUCCUCGUGAGCAAUCCGGAAAAUGAGUCGCUUCAAAUACGUAUUGCUGACCAGAAGACCGGCAAUGAUAUUGGCCAGUACACUUAUCCGCUAAAUUUAUUGUUACCCAAAAAGAAUAUGGAGUUGGUUUCACAACCUUUUCAACUGCAGAAAUCUGGACCCGAAUCUAAAUUGAUUAUGUCGCUGUCUUUGCGCAUACUCAAGCCGGCAGAGAUACUAGAGGAGACUGAGCAAAAUACUGGUUCACCAGAUUCCUCAGCAGCACUAACACGAUCAAGCUCAUGGAAAACGCCCACGCAGGAAAGCGCUAAGGAUCUACAAUCACAAACUAGUCGCAUUUCGUUUGAAUCUCCCAUUGCAGAGGAGCAAGUCACAACAAUGAAUGUCUCACCAGCUGCCACACCUUAUUCAGCUGCCCUCGAGUCGGGCGAAGCGGUGCUUACUCAUCGUAUGCUCGAUUUGACUAGCUCUGCCGGUGAAUAUGGUCUAGGUCGUAUACAACUUUCCAUACGCUAUAGUGUACAACGUCAAAAACUCUCCGUUACGGUACAUAAGAUCAUGUAUUUGCCAUUACGUGAUCCAUCUAGCAUACCGGAUCCCUAUGUAAAACUUUAUCUACUGCCAGGUCGAAGCAAAGAAUCGAAACGUAAGACGAUGGUGAUUAAGGACAAUUGCAAUCCCGUUUAUGAGGCGACAUUUGAGUAUCUCAUUUCGACCGCUGAACUCGCACAAACCGAACUAGAGGUGACGGUGUGCUCGCAAAAGGGCUUCCUCUAUGGCGGCAGUCCCAUUAUGGGCAUGCUUAAAAUUCCGCUUAACGAGCCAGAGAUAUCCAGUAAUGGCAUAAACUCAUGGAUGGAUCUGCAGCCGGAGAUAAAGCACGAUUAAGCGUACGGUAAUGUGCUUUAAGAUAUUUCUUUUAGCCGAAAAAUGGUCAUACAGUGGUACUUCACUUCUCCAAACUUAUUACUCUUUCAAUUUUAUUCAUUUUUUUAUAUCACAACUCUCUCGACUGUCCUGUAUGUAGUGCCUAUCGUAUCAAAAAAAUAAUGUAUUAUAUACAUACAUGUAUAUAUUUUAACAAAUAGGAAUAUAUUACAUAUGUAAAUUUGUGUAUAAGGCCAUUCGAAAAUCAAAAUGUAAAGCAAGAUAAUCACAAAUUUUCAAACAUUACUUUCGUUUUUAAUAUUGUAUUUCUCAUAAUGUAGUUCUAUUAUUUAUAAAAGAAAUUUUUAAGCUAAUAUGCAUUUAAAAAAAGUAUAAAUAAAAAAUAUUCCGAAAAAGUUUUGUAUUAAAUUAAAUAUUUUCGUUUUAGUUUAUUUAUAUAUAUAACUUUAAUAAUGCAUGUGUGUUAAACAGCUUAAAGUUACAAUUUUCUAAAUUAUACUUAAACGAUAUAAGUAAAUAUUUAACUCCUAUUAUUACACUGUGUUUAAAUAAUUAUUCCUAGUGUCAAAGCCUAACCUUAUUAAAAUUUUAUUAUUUUUUACAAUAAUACACUACUAUGUGCCUUCUUCACUGCUGCGUUGUAAAGCACAAUCUUUUGGGUAUACAUACUAUUUAAAUCUAUCAAAAUAAAUAUGUAUUCGCAAAAAUUCAGAAAAUAAUGUUUUAAAUGUUUGUUACAAAAAUUAAAUAAAAGUUAAUAUAACUGGAGAUACUUGUGAACUAAAUUUAAUAGUGAAUGUAAACCAAAGAAAUAAACAAAUAAAAUUA
Bactrocera oleae (olive fruit fly) is the source of this 4336-nucleotide messenger RNA. The record is from RefSeq and is a predicted model, not a curated record. NCBI's taxonomy places the organism in Eukaryota, Metazoa, Arthropoda, Insecta, Diptera, Tephritidae.